UUGCAUUUCUAAAUUGCUAGCGAAGGUAAAUAUGGGUGACGUUGUGGUGAGUAGCGAGGAAGUUAGAAUUGGGAGUGAGACGGAGAAGGAAAAUGAGGAGUUGGAUGGGAAUUUGGAGUCGGAGAAGGAGGGAGAGAAGCGUGGGAGUUCUGCUUCUGGGGCAGUGGUAAAUUGGGGAAGGUUUUUACCCAUGCCGGCUUUGAGGGUUUUGUUGGUCGAAGCUGAUGAUUCAACCAGGCAGAUUAUCUUUGCUCUUCUCAGAAAAUGCAGUUAUAGAGUUGCUGCUGUUUCUGAUGGCUUGAAAGCAUGGGAGAUGCUGAAAGGAAGGCCUCAUAGUGUAGAUCUCAUUUUGACAGAAGUGGAUUUACCAUCUAUAUCAGGAUUCGCUCUUCUUACACUAAUCAUGGAGCAUGAUGUUUGUAAAAACAUCCCUGUUAUAAUGAUGUCCUCACAAGAUUCAGUUAGCACAGUAUACAAAUGCAUGUUGAGAGGGGCUGCUGACUACCUUGUUAAACCGAUAAGGAGAAAUGAGCUGAGAAAUUUAUGGCAGCAUGUAUGGAGAAGACGAUCAUCAGUAGUUGGUGGGAAUCCCUCCCUGGAUGAGAGUGUUGGACAGAAAAAGGUUGAAGCUAGCUCUGAAAAUGAUGCUGCAUGUAAUCAUUCCAUUGGUUGCUUGGCUGGUGUCCAAACAAAUAAGGAACAAACUGAGAAAGGGAGUGAUGCCCAGCAGAGCUCUUGUACGAAGCCAGAUAUGGAGGCUGAGAGUACCCACAAGGAAAAUAUGCAAGAAUUCUCACACUUGAUGAAGGGAAAAUCACCACCAAUUGAAUUGCAGGAGCAUGAAGCUCAUGCCAGUUUCAAUCAGAACCUGCUCAUGCAUCAGAUGGAAAAUGCAGAUGCUGAUUCCUGCAAGGAUGCCUACACAACAACUGUGCACAAGGAUGUUGAACUGGAAAAUCAAAGAAGGGAUACUAAUAUCUUGGCUGAGGCUGGUGAUGUGCUUGUUGGUUCACCAAGAGAAGCCAUUGACUUCAUGGGAACAUUUAAUAAAAAUUGGAAUUCUUCAAUAAAUAGCGCUAGAAAUUUUGAUUCUUCUCCAUACUUGGAUCUUUCCUUGAGAAGAAGUAAUCCUCAUGUAUCUGAGAAUGUUACUCAAGAAAGGCCUACCUUCUGGCAUCCUAAUGCAUCAGCCUUCAUGAGGUACGCUAGCAGAGUAUCACAGCCCCUGCAUUCAACAUUGAUGAGUUUCGGUGAUCAGAAGAAAGACUCUGAAACUAAUUCUGAGAAGAUGUUGACCAACGUUAUUUCCGAAUACAACUCUGAUACUCCUAGUCCUACGCUAACUUCUCAAAGAAGUAUGAUUCCUUUUACUACUGGAGCUACUGCUGAAUUGAAGCAAACUGAAGCAGCAGCAGCAGCAUGCACACAACAGAGAGUAUUCCCUGUCCCAGUACCAGUGAAGGGUAUAAGAUUGAAUAAUCCGUGCAAUGGUUAUAACUCAAUUACUCCUCCAAUCUAUUGUGCACGAUCAAGUUCAUCCAUGCAAAGUCCAAGCUCAGCCAACCAGCAGGAACCUGCAUUUUGUGUGAAUCUGUUUCGUCAUUCCAGUUUUGAAGCCAACUCCUCUGGACAGUUGUAUGACCGACUUGCUUCCAAUACAAAUCAGUCAACCAACCAACCCUUGCACAAGCUGGAUUCAAUUGAGGAUAGAGGGCAUAUGUCUCCCAACACUGAUCAGAGUGCAACUAGCAGUUUCUGUAAUGGCUCUUUAAGUCAACUUAAUGGUAUUGCAUAUGGAAGCACUGGUGCAAGUAAUGGCAAUGUUGAUCAGGUUGCAAUCGGCCGAGCUUCUACAGAGAGCAAGAACGAUGAAAGUUUUCCUAGCCCUAGUGGAAAUUCAUGCCGUUCUAUCCAAAGAGAAGCAGCUCUCAUGAAGUUCCGCUUGAAGCGAAAGGAUAGAUGCUAUGAGAAAAAGGUCCGAUAUGAGAGCAGAAAGAAACUUGCGGAGCAGCGUCCACGAGUAAAAGGUCAGUUUGUCCGUCAAGUGCAGGCUAAUCCUACGCAUACAGAAGCUGAGCGUCAUCAUGGCAAUUCAUCUGAUAGAUAGGAAUAGUUACAACCCUGUAAACCGAGGAGAGCACGGACUCAAAUUAUAUAGAUGGUUUAGCACAUAAGCAAUGCUUUUUGUAUGAUAGUAGUUAAUGACACAGGUUAGUAUGUACUUAAAGGAAACUAAUGUUUUGAUAUUUUAUAGUAGAACCCCGAAUCCUUCUUUA
Messenger RNA from Hibiscus syriacus, 2276 nucleotides. RefSeq names its product two-component response regulator-like APRR5. The record is from RefSeq and is a predicted model, not a curated record. Bases 32 to 2107 code for a protein of 691 amino acids. Gene Ontology annotation, biological process: cytokinin-activated signaling pathway; phosphorelay signal transduction system. Gene Ontology annotation, molecular function: protein binding. The transcript is spliced from 8 exons. NCBI's taxonomy places the organism in Eukaryota, Viridiplantae, Streptophyta, Magnoliopsida, Malvales, Malvaceae.